Messenger RNA from Homalodisca vitripennis (glassy-winged sharpshooter), 2689 nucleotides. RefSeq names its product ankyrin-3-like. The coding region runs from base 109 to 1263 and encodes 384 amino acids. Gene Ontology annotation, molecular function: protein binding. NCBI's taxonomy places the organism in Eukaryota, Metazoa, Arthropoda, Insecta, Hemiptera, Cicadellidae. The transcript has 9 exons. Gene Ontology annotation, biological process: negative regulation of biosynthetic process. The record is from RefSeq and is a predicted model, not a curated record.
GUCCUGUUUAUUCUGCCAAGUUAUUUGUGUAACUCGAUGCUCCGAAGUGAGAUAAGUUCUCAUAAAGUUCAAUGAGACGUAGUCAGAGCCCAGUUAUCACAAGCCAGUAUGGAUGCCAGGUUGUCACGCUCGUUGUCAAGAAGAAAAUCGAGCGAGCCUCCCGUAAUAAUGUCGGAGCAGUAUUACAUCGCAGUGAAAGCCUCUCUCUACUCCACUGACUCCACUGUCUUUGGGCUUGACCCGGUCGAGAUUUCUGCACUUUCCAAACGAUUCCCCAACUCGCAAACUCCUGUCUUCAACGGUGUCCUCAUCAAAGGUAACCCACUCCAAGUGAUCAACCUCCUCAGUGAGCUUGGCUACCGUGUUGUGUGCAGCUCAGGCGAAAGCGAGAUUGUCUGGACCCUCCGCAGAGACGUCCUGAUCUCACCUGGCCAGCCCACGCAACGGAGCUUGUCCGACCGUAUCGCGCCCAGGGACGCAAACAAAAAGCCAGUUCGCAGUGUCAAAUCCAUGUUGACACCUCCCACCAUUAAGUUGAACUUGAUGCCGCACGUCGUGGUGAAGGGGAAAGUGGAGGGUAUGGAGAGUACGGUGUUCGGACUUUCUAGAGCGGAGAGUGAAUCCGUGGCUCAUUGUCUUGUCACAUACGGAGGCCGUGUGGGACAGGACGGACAAGGCUACAAGCACUCACCGCUCUGUGUGAUCGCCGCGCUAGAGAACAUGUUCGGCUACCGCCUCCUCACCUCUACGAUGGGCACACAGCAGACAGCCACUAACUAUUGUUGUUCUAACAAUUUUACAUUUUUCAGGAAUACCAACAUGUGUGACCACAGUGCUUGUAGUCACCAACAAACUGUGACCUCUGUUCAGCAGACUUUGGAUGAAUUGGACUUUGAACGCGGCAUUUGGACAGCAGUAUUAGAUAAUGACGAAAGCAGAGUCAGAGCACUGUUAUCGAAGGGCACCUGUGUGGACACCAGGGAUAACGCAGGCUACACAGCGUUACACUACGCUGUACGCAAGGGGAACAUAAACAUGUGCAAGCUGCUUCUGUCUGCAGGGGCGAGCGUUAACGCUGUCACCAAGGCAGGACAGGCUACACCUUUGCACAGGGCUGCUAUGGCAGGCCAUGUGGACAUUGUUAUGACUCUGCUGAAGUCAGGUGCUGAUCCCCUUGCAAAGGAUGCCGAAGGACGGACUGCUGCUGAUAGAGCCCUAGAAAGUCAACACAAUGAUGUAUUUGAAUUGCUUAAGUUACAGUGAAUAUCUUCUGUAUUUGGUUUAGUACUGUCACGAACUAUUAAGUAAUACUUUGUUGAUCAGUUGUAACUUCCUCAAUAAUUAUCAAGUAAUAAAUUAUCGUAAGUCUAAGGCUGGAUUGCUGUUGAUAUUUUAGUAAUAAUUUUAUUUUGACAGAUUUUUAUUUAUGUUGCUUGAAUGUUGAAUGUAAAACAAUGAAAUCAAUGUUAACUGUUAAUCACUGUCAACCCGUGAAGCUGUAUAGGUCUGGGUAGAAUUAGUCUGUUAUAUUUUACGUUAAGCUUAUUAAUGUCUAGAAAUAAAGUGUUUCUAAUUAUUUUCUUUAAGAUUUCUGUGAGAUUUUGUAACUUUAUUUAUUUAUUGAAUAUGGAAAAAGCUUUUACCAUAACCUUCUUCAGUUAGAUCCAUAUUUUUCAAUCUAUGCCGACGUUAAUCAUAAUGAUAAGACUGCCGUGACGUACUAGUCAUUUGGUGAACAAUUUAUAUUUCAGGAUGAAUCAAUGUUGACAAAUACCAGUUGAUAAAGUUCAUUUAUGAUCAUAUUAUGAAUUGUGUUAUGUUUAGUAUAGAUUUUAAAUAGAUAGUGUAGUCACAUUAUUACUUUUCUGUUAGGUCAUUUGGUCUUUAAUAAUGUAAAGAAAGCAUAAUUUGGUACAAAAUCUAAUUUUAUAAAACCGUGCACUUUCAGUUGUUAGAUUUGUGUAUUAUUGUUAUGUAAUUGAUGUUGCUUUGUUUUCCUGGUGAUUUCGGUGUUAAGUUUACAUCUUCAAUAUAAAUAUUAAUACUAUAAAAAAUCAGUACAGUAAUUUAUCACAUUAAAAUUUAUUUUUCCUCAAGAAAAUAAACUUAAGUAUUGAAAAAGUUCAACAGAGCUUAUAACGUGGAAAACUAUAAAACAAAGAUGGAUAGCAGCACUUUUGUGAACACAAUGAAGAGUCCCUGCCAGAGGUGGCAAUAAUUAUAUAUUGUGUUUAGGUAGUAAAAAAAGGUGUUUACUUUUAGUUCUAAGUCUAUAUCCUUUAACGCAAUAUUUUGAUACUUUUUUACUAAUAAGGUACUCAGGUUAGGUCAAACAAUUGGUUACCAUUUUACAAAGAGUUUAGCCCCAAACAAUAUUAAAGAAAUAAAUGUAUUUUAUGAUGUUUUGGUAUUGAAUAGUACUGUAUUUUGAUACCACUUUAUUAAAACCAUACACGUGAGAACAGUAUUCCUGAGGGCAUCCUGCCCCUCCUGAUAGUGUACCCAUAUCAAUCACGAUAGAUAUAUCCGUGUGCCCCUAGAACCUCAUAUGUAGCUUUUCUCAAACAAAGGUUUUCGAGUCAAUUAUUUUUUUAUUUCUAUCUUAUUGAGCAAUUAGUAAUAAUUUAGACCUAUAGCAAUAGAAUUUUGCUUUGAUGUAAUAACAAAUAAAUGAAGAUACUGUUGUUGA